CUCGUGCCCGGGUCAGAGGACCGGACUCCGGGAGCAGCGGCAGCGCGCCGAAGACACGCCGACAGUCCUCUCGCUUGCAGCGGCUCACUCGGGACGUAGCAGCCGCUUCUGGUGGACUUCCAGCGGGCAGGAAGGAGAGCGGCGGACCCGCGACGACCAGGUGCCGGUCGGUUGGUAGUUUAAACGCCGUGAAGCGGACCGAGGGGAGCGGGACAAUGAGGAAGAGCCCGCCCGGCUAACGGCUAGCUGGGAGCGACUUGUAACGGAAACCGAGAGCCGUUAAACACCCGAAGUGUCCCGGCAACCGGCCUAAAGUCUAACCGGGGGGGGGGUCCCUCACCGGGGGAAGUUUGAGUGUUAGUCCGAACAUGGAGACGGACUCUGUGGCGAGCGACGUGGACUCUCGAGGCGGCGGACUGAGCCUCCUGGAGCCCCGGUUGGACCGGAUCCUGGUGGACACCCUGUCCCAGCAGCAGGGAUGGCUCCGGGUUUACGAUGUCAAAGGUCCUCCGGCUCACCGCUUCUCCUGUGGUCAGAGCCUGUGCAGCGGGGGCGGGGCUUGGGAGAGGAAGUUCUGCCUGCUGACGGACAGCCAGCUGAUCCUGCUGAACGAGGAGGACGAGGCUCCAGGUGAGACCCAGGUGAGCCCCACAGACUCUUCAAAGGGGCGAAGUCUACGCAGGACCGUCAGUGUCCCCUCGGAGGGACAGUUCCCCGAGUUCCCAGCAGAGUGCGCCGCUGCCAUGCUAGACGUGUCUUCGGAGCGGUCUCCCAGGAGGAGGAGCAUCUCGGCUCUGGGGAGCUCGGAGAAGAGCAACGCCGUGGACAGCCCAAACUCGUCCCCCUUCAAGGUCCCGGGCUUCUUCAGUAAGCGUCUCAAAGGGUCCAUCAAGAGGACCAAGAGUCAGACCAAGCUGGACAGGAACACCAGCUUCAGGCCCGCUGACGCCGACAGGUCGAGGGCCCUCCCCAAGCUGAGGGAGUCGACGUCCCUCGAGUCCCUGCUGAGCCCCGGCAGCGCGGUGGAGGCUCUGGACCUCAGCAUGGAGGAGGAGGUGCUGGUCAAGCCGCUGCACAGCAGCAUCCUGGGACAGGAGUUCUGCUUCGAGGUGACGUACUCUGGAGGCAGCAAGUGCUUCAGCUGCACCUCCUCCUCGGAGAGGGACAAGUGGAUGGAGAACCUGAGGAGGACCAUCCAGCCCAACAAGGACAACUGCCGGCGGGCGGAGAACCUGCUCCGCCUGUGGAUCAUCGAGGCCAAAGACCUGCCGCCCAAGAAGAAGUACUUCUGCGAGCUGUGCCUGGACGACGUGUUGUACGCGCGGACCACCAGCAAGACGCGCCACGACAGCCUGUUCUGGGGCGAGCACUUUGACUUCAGCGGCCUGCCGGCCACGCACAGCGUCACCGUGCACGUCUACCGCCACCUGGACAAGAAGAAGAAGAAGGACAAGAACAACUACGUGGGCCUGGUGAACAUCCCGGUGUCCGGCGUGACGGGCCGGCAGUUCGUGGAGAAGUGGUACCCCAUCAGCACGCCCACCACCGGCAAGGCCAAAGGGGGCGGGCCCUCGAUCCGCAUCAAGUCCCGCUUCCAGACCAUCUCCAUCCUGCCCAUGGAGCAGUACAAGGAGUUCGCCGAGUUCGUUACCAACAACUACAGCAUGCUGUGCUCGGUGCUGGAGCCCGUCAUCAGCGUCAGGAACAAGGAGGAGAUGGCCUGCGCCCUGGUCCACAUCCUGCAGAGCACCGGCAGGGCAAAGGACUUCCUAACAGACCUGGUGAUGUCAGAAGUGGACCGCUGUGCCGACCACGACGUCCUGAUCUUCAGGGAGAACACGCUGGCCACCAAAGCCAUCGAGGAGUACCUGAAGCUGGUGGGACAGAAAUACCUGCACGACGCGCUGGGUGAGUUCAUCAAAGCUCUCUACGAGUCGGAUGAGAACUGCGAGGUGGAUCCAAGUCGAUGCUCCAGCAGCGAACUGAGCGAACACCAGAGCAACCUGAAGAUGUGCUGCGAGCUGGCUUUCUGCAAGAUCAUCAACUCCUACUGUGUGUUUCCUCGAGAGCUGAAGGAAGUGUUCGCCUCGUGGAAGCAGCAGUGCAUCGCUCGCGGCCACCAGCAGGACAUCAGCAAGCGUCUGAUCAGCGCCUCGCUCUUCCUGCGCUUCCUGUGCCCCGCCAUCAUGUCGCCCUCCCUCUUCAACCUGAUGCAGGAAUACCCGGACGACCGGACGUCCCGGACGCUCACGCUCAUCGCCAAGGUCAUCCAGAACCUCGCCAACUUUACUAAGUUUGGCAACAAAGAAGAGUACAUGGCCUUCAUGAACGACUUCUUGGAGCAUGAGUGGGCGGGGAUGAUGCGCUUCCUGUCGGAGAUUUCCAACCCGGAGACGCUGUCCAACACGCCGGGCUUCGAGGGCUUCAUCGACCUCGGCCGCGAGCUGUCCGUCCUGCACGCUCUGCUGUGGGAGGUUGUCUCUCAGCUGGACAAGGGUGAAAAUUCCUUCCUGCAGGCCACCGUAGCGAAGCUGGGUCCGCUGCCGAGGAUUCUGGGAGAUAUCUCCCGCUGCUUGUUGUCGCCAACGCCGGUCCAGCAGCAGCUGAGACGCUUCCAGGAACACAACAUGAGCGGCAGCCUGUCGUCGGGGUUACAGCGGAUCUUUGAAGACCCGACUGACAGCCACAGCGACGCUCGCAGCCUGAUGGGGGGUUCCGCCCGAGGUCAGCGCCCCCUGCUGGCUCAGCAGCAUUCCUCCGCCCGCAGCAGCCUGUCGGACCAGGACGAGCCGCUGCUGCCCAACGGCCGCAGCGUGUCUCUGGUGGACCUGCAGGAGGCGCAGGGCCUUCACCACGAGGCCCCGCCCCGCCUCAGCAGGACGGGCUCCCAGGCCUCGGUCGGACACGCCCCGCCCCCGCCCAACUACCCCCACUCCAACUCCCUGACCACGCAGCCGGCGCCGCCCCGAGGCGCCGGCAGGGAGGGCCAGCCGCAGAGCGCGCCGCAGGCCCGGCGCCCGCUGCCCCCGUCGCUCGGCCAGCAGCGCGGCCUGCAGCCGCUGUCCUUCCAGAACCCCGUGUACCACCUGAGUAACCCCGCCCACAGCCUGUCCACGCGCUCCGCCCACUCGCUGCGCCGCGACUCCAGCUCCGACAACCUGAGCACCGAGAGCUCGCACAACAGCCACAGCAACUCCGACGACUUCGGCAGCCAGGGGGGGGUCAAAGGUCGCGCGCCAUCCACCAGCAGCCUGGAGGAGUCGGGCGGCAGGCGCAGCGCGCACAGCGAGGAGCGCUCCACGCCGCGGCGCCACGCCCCGCCCGACCUCCCGCCCGGCGCCGCCACGGCGGUUGCCGUCCCCCGGCAAAGCACGACGGCGGGUACCGCCCACAUCGUCAAGGUGGAGCAGCAGAGCAGAGGAGGGGGCGGGGCCAGGACGCCGUGCUCCGUCCCUGCCGGCGCCUCGGUGCGCGGCGCGGAGCCUGCGCCGCCCCCCCACCAGCACGCCACCAGCCCCCCAGAGAACACGGCCCCGCCCCCUCGCAGUGCCGCCAAGCAGCCACAGCCGGCGGCGUCUCCGGUGGAGGCGGUGGCGAUGUCCCCGGUGGAGAGGACGGCAGCCUGGGUGCUCAACAACGGCCAGUACGAGGAGGAGGGGGGGGAGGAGCAGCAGGAGGAGCAGCAGAGGAGCAGGCAGGAAGGAACCAACACUGAGAAGUACCAGCUGGAGAUCUCCAGGCUGAAGGAGCGCCUGCGGGUCUCCGCCCUCCGUCUGGAGGAGUACGAGCUGCGCCUCCUCGCCCAGGAGCAGCAGAUGCAGAAGCUGCUGCUGGAGUACAAAGUGCGUCUGGAGGAGGGCGAGGAGCGACUGAGGAGGCAGCAGGAGGAGAAGGACAGCCAGAUGAAGAGCAUCAUCUGCAGGCUGAUGGCGGUGGAGGAGGAGCUUAAACGGGACCACGCAGAGAUGCAGGCGGUGAUUGAAGCCAAACAAAAGAUUAUUGACGCUCAGGUCAGUAACGGAUGUGAAAUAAACCAAUCAGGAGAAGCGGAUCGACUCGCUGGACGCGGCCAACCUGCGGCUGAUGACGGCGCUGACGCAGGUGAAGGAGCGCUACAGCAACCCCACCCUCCACAACGGCCGCCCACCCCCCACCAAGCUGUCAAUCACUGAGACCGGAGAGUUCAAGAACAGCAGCUGCUGAUUGGCCGGAGAGGCGGGGCCUAAUGUUAGAGAUAUAAGUGUAAAUACUAAAGGUUUGACCUGUUGUGCGUGUGUCAGUGAGAAAGAAACAAACCAAAAGCUAAAACGCACUCGAGUUUUCUAACAGACUUUUCUUUAAAUAGUUUUUAUUUGAAUCGUUUUUUGUUGCCAAAGUUUGUUGUUUUUUAACUGACGAGUUCUUUUGGGGUUUUAAUUUAUUCCUCCAAGUCGUGUCCGUGUUGCUGAUCUACUGAACGAACCCUGUAGGCUCAGGGUCAAAGGUGACGCACCUGUCUGCUGUCCCGCCUUCAGAAUAAAAGCUGUCUGUUUGAGUGCUCUCAUCUCGUUCUGCGCAUGAACAGAUUUUAGUUUUAACUGUUUUGCAUUCGUGUGAAUGAAUGAAUGAAUACCUCAACCCCCUUUUAAUAAACUCAAUUAAUCCCA
Molecule: messenger RNA, 4646 nt
Organism: Pungitius pungitius (ninespine stickleback)
Lineage: Eukaryota; Metazoa; Chordata; Actinopteri; Perciformes; Gasterosteidae
Gene: rasal2
Product: RAS protein activator like 2
Exons: 19
Coding region: 369-4172 (1267 amino acids)
Biological process (GO): regulation of GTPase activity
Source: RefSeq, a predicted model, not a curated record